Messenger RNA from Saccharomyces cerevisiae S288C, 1284 nucleotides. It is a transcript of the gene PSR1, whose product is annotated as phosphatase. Gene Ontology annotation, molecular function: phosphatase activity. Bases 1 to 1284 code for a protein of 427 amino acids. The record is from RefSeq and is marked reviewed. Gene Ontology annotation, cellular component: plasma membrane. Gene Ontology annotation, biological process: positive regulation of transcription by RNA polymerase II; cellular response to heat; negative regulation of TORC1 signaling. NCBI's taxonomy places the organism in Eukaryota, Fungi, Ascomycota, Saccharomycetes, Saccharomycetales, Saccharomycetaceae. The transcript has a single exon.
AUGGGUUUCAUAUCGUCAAUACUGUGCUGCUCUUCCGAGACGACACAAUCCAAUUCCAAUUCUGCUUAUCGCCAACAACAGAGCAGUUCUCUCAAUAAAAACAGAAGCGUUAAACAUUCCAACACGAAAAGCCGAACCCGUGGCGUACAUCAGACAAACUCUCCUCCUUCUAAGACAAAUUCAGCCGCUACUUUCAGUUCCACUGAACGAUCCACCGGUAAAUCUGGGAUAAGCACGAACGAUAAUGAAAAAAAGAAGCCAUCGUCGCCGACUGCAGCCGUCACCGCCACUACUACUAAUAAUAUGACAAAAGUAGAGAAGCGAAUUAGUAAAGAUGAUCUUUACGAGGAAAAAUACGAGGUUGACGAAGAUGAAGAGAUCGACGAUGAAGAUAACCGUCGCAGUCGUGGCAUUGUACAGGAAAAAGGAGAUGCUGUGAAAGAUACUUCCAGGCAGAAAAAACAACAGCAGCAACAACAACAACAGUCACAACCACAACCACAACCCCAGUCACAGUCACAGUCACAGUCGCAGUCGCAGUCGCAGCAGCGAGGGCCUACUGUACAAGUAUCGUCUGACCAUCUUAUCCAAGAUAUGAAUUUGAGUAGGGUAAGUAGCAGCUCUCAAGCCAGUGAAACUUCCAACGAUGCCGACGACGAAGACGAUGAAGAUGAAGAAUAUAUUGAUCUAACGCUUUUGCAGCAGGGCCAGUAUCAUGCACCAGGUUACAACACUCUGCUCCCCCCACAAGAUGAAAGUACAAAGGGCAAGAAAUGCCUAAUACUGGACCUGGAUGAAACCUUGGUACACUCUUCUUUCAAAUACUUACGAUCUGCGGAUUUUGUUUUGUCUGUGGAAAUAGAUGACCAAGUACACAAUGUCUAUGUCAUUAAAAGACCUGGUGUGGAAGAAUUUUUGGAAAGAGUCGGAAAAUUAUUCGAGGUUGUAGUCUUCACGGCUAGUGUCUCUCGAUACGGUGAUCCUUUGCUUGAUAUAUUAGACACAGAUAAAGUCAUUCAUCACAGAUUAUUCAGAGAGGCUUGCUAUAACUAUGAAGGAAACUAUAUAAAAAACUUAUCCCAGAUUGGAAGGCCGUUAUCAGAUAUCAUCAUUCUCGAUAACUCUCCGGCAUCUUAUAUUUUUCAUCCCCAACAUGCAAUACCGAUUUCGUCCUGGUUCUCAGAUACUCAUGAUAACGAAUUAUUAGAUAUUAUUCCUCUUUUAGAAGACCUUUCUGUGAAAACCUCACUGGAUGUGGGCAAAAUUUUGGAUGUAACAAUAUAA